Messenger RNA from Stomoxys calcitrans (stable fly), 1332 nucleotides. RefSeq names its product phosphotriesterase-related protein. Gene Ontology annotation, molecular function: hydrolase activity, acting on ester bonds; zinc ion binding. Bases 120 to 1175 code for a protein of 351 amino acids. Gene Ontology annotation, biological process: catabolic process. Lineage: Eukaryota; Metazoa; Arthropoda; Insecta; Diptera; Muscidae. The transcript is spliced from 4 exons. The record is from RefSeq and is a predicted model, not a curated record.
UUCACCAGCCACAACCGAGUGCAGUUGAAUAUUUGUUCGGCAGCUAAAAACUGUUAAUUAAGUGUUUGUAAACCUAUAAUUUAACAAUUCAUAACUAAUUGUUUAUUGCAUUUCUCAUAAUGCCAAUUGUACAAACUGUUUUGGGUACGAUUGAUCCCAAUCUUCUGGGUCGCACACUCACUCAUGAACAUAUAGCCUUGGAUUUUGAAGGCUUCCAUUGUGAGCCCCCAGUGGACUUCAAACCCUAUUUGGAUGGCAAGAUAUGCAUGGAAAAUUUGGGUUUUAUACGCCAAUAUCCCUAUUCGAAUCGCAGCAAUACACGCUUCUACGAUGAAGAGACCCGUACAGCGGUACUUAAAGAUUUGGAAUUGUAUAAGAAAUUCGGAGGUGGCACCAUUGUGGAGAACAGUUCACAUGGCCUGAGAAGAAAUUUGGAAUUUAUGGUGGAGUCAAGUAAAAAGACUGGAGUUCAUAUUGUGGCAGGAACAGGUCACUACAUCCAUGAUUUGCAAGAGACCGAUCACAAGAAUAUGACAGUGGAACAAAUGACCGAUUUGUAUUCAAAGGAAAUUAUCACUGGUGUCGAAUUGGAGGGUUUGGGUAUGGUGAAGUGUGGAUUUAUUGGUGAGGUGGGCAGUGUUUAUCCCAUACAUGAAUUUGAGAAGCGUGCCAUUAAAGCCACCGGUGAAAUUCAAGAAGUCUUGGGUUGUGGUGUUUCCUUUCAUCCCGGUCGUGAUGCCGAAGCUCCCUUUGAAAUCGUUCGCUUGUAUUUGGAAGCUGGAGGCAAGGCUUCCAAGUGUGUCAUGUCCCAUUUGGAUCGCACUAUUUUCGAUAUUGAUCAACUUUUGGAAUUUGCCAAAAUGGGCUGCUAUAUGCAAUACGAUCUCUUUGGCACAGAAUGUUCUUUCUAUCAGCUAAAUAUGACCGUCGAUAUGCCUUCGGAUGCCCAAAGGAUAAAUAAUCUCAUGAAACUGAUUGGCGAGGGACAUGUGGACAAGAUUCUCAUGUCACAUGAUGUACAUACCAAACAUCGUUUAACUUCCUAUGGUGGUCAUGGCUAUCAUCAUGUCCACAUGAAUAUUUUGCCCCGUAUGUUUGCCAAGGGCCUUUCGGUGGAUCAAGUGGAACAAAUGACUGUAGUCAAUCCAGCCAAAUGGUUGGAGUUCAACAUCUAAUUGAAGAACUGUUUUGUGUUAUGCAUAACGUCCAAUUUCGUAUCAAAUGCUUUAAUUUCCUAAUCCCAUAUUUAUGAUGGUUUACUAUGAUAAGAUUAUUUACUUGAUUUAACUAAUAAAUGUAAUAAAACUAUACACAGAGUGUAAAGACCACAGA